Dipodomys ordii (Ord's kangaroo rat) is the source of this 987-nucleotide messenger RNA. It is a transcript of the gene Gp1bb, whose product is annotated as glycoprotein Ib (platelet), beta polypeptide. The record is from RefSeq and is a predicted model, not a curated record. The coding region runs from base 101 to 748 and encodes 215 amino acids. Lineage: Eukaryota; Metazoa; Chordata; Mammalia; Rodentia; Heteromyidae. The transcript is spliced from 2 exons.
CUGGCCGGAGGCUGCGUUGUGGUCUGCGGCAGGCGGGCAGCGGGUCGCGGUGGCCGGCUCUCUGGCGCUCUAGACCAAGCCAGGCCACCGUCCUUUGAUCAUGGGCUCCUGGCCGUGCGGGGCGCUGAGCCUGCUGCUCCUGCUGCUGGCGCCGCCCGGCCGUCCCGCCGCGGGCUGCCCCGCGCCAUGCAGCUGCGCGGGGACCCUCGUGGACUGCGGGCGCCGCGGGCUGACACGGGCCUCGAUGCCCGUCGUCUUCCCGCCAGACACCACCGAACUGGUGCUGACCGGCAACAACCUGACGGCGCUGCCGCCGGGGUUGCUAGAUGCACUACCCGCUCUGCGCAAGGCGCACCUGGGCGCCAACCCCUGGCGCUGCGAUUGCCGCCUGUUGCCGCUGCGCGCCUGGCUGGCGGGGCGCCCCGAGCGCGCGCCCUACCGCGACCUGCGCUGUGCGGCACCCUCAAGUCUCAGAGGCCGAGUGCUGCCCUACUUGACCGAGGAGGAGCUGCGUGGCGCCUGCGGGCCUGGCCCGAUAUGCUGGGGGGCGCUGGCGGUGCAGCUGGUGCUGCUGGGCCUCGGGCUGUUGCACGCGUUGCUGCUGGCGCUGCUGCUGUGUCGCCUGCGGAGGCUGCGCCGGCAUGCCCACGCCCGCGCCUGGGAGACGUCCCGGUUAUUGCUGACCACCCCGCUGGCGGCCGAGCCCGCUGGAACUGGCACGUCCGAUGAGAACACAGACGGGCACUGAGCCAUCGAGGCCUGCAAAUUCGACAGGAUCCUACCCUAGGAUCCUCGCCCAAACCUGGAUCCACUUUUCCCUCUGCCCUUGCCCAUUCCCCUAGACCCUCCAGGCCCCGCAGGCUCAGAUCUGCUCCACGCGACUGGAGCCCAGCCUGUGCCCUCCACCCUUAGGGAAGUGGAGGAGCCGAAGGGCGGCUGCCCUCUGCUGAGUUCCCCAGACCCAAACUCCAGGCUGAAUAAACCAUU